Messenger RNA from Hydra vulgaris (swiftwater hydra), 874 nucleotides. RefSeq lists its product as uncharacterized. The record is from RefSeq and is a predicted model, not a curated record. Gene Ontology annotation, biological process: reciprocal meiotic recombination; synaptonemal complex assembly. NCBI's taxonomy places the organism in Eukaryota, Metazoa, Cnidaria, Hydrozoa, Anthoathecata, Hydridae. Gene Ontology annotation, cellular component: chromosome.
UUGUAAUAAUAUUACUAGCUUAAGUAGUUAUAUUAAUAUUGUAAUUACUUUUUUAAAAGCAUGACUACACCAGUAAUUAUAAAUAAGUCACUGGAAAAAAGUGUGAUAGAUAUCAUGUUAAGAAAGUCUUUUAAAGUAAGAGUUGCAGAGGGAACAGUUAAGAAUUCUAUUAUUUUCCCCAAAAACUCUGUAGCUUUUUUAAUCCAAUCUAUAGAAGAACUGUACCCAGGUGUCAAGAACUCUUUUGAUGUAUCUGUUAUUGAAAGAGUGCAAAAGUUUAUGAGAUUGCAUCGCAAUGCUUAUAUAUUUCUUAUAUCAGAUGUUGGCUUCCAGAAUAUUCUUCUUGAGAUACAAAAAAUGUUUUUAAACGAAGAUGUAACAUUUUUACCAUGUACAGGAGUUGCUCAGUGCUUUAAUAUCAUCAAUGAGGUUAUACUUUCCAAGGAACCAAUAAACGAUAUAAUGGCAGAUGCGAAAAAACUUUCAGAGGGCAUAUUUUCAGAAAAUGUUAUAUGUGACAUUAUUGAGAACAAUGUUAGAAUUUCACAACAUGAUGCUAUGGUGGCCCAAGAUGGUUGUCAGACAUUAGCAAACUUAUCGCGUGCUUCCAUAGAGCAGUUAAUGGAAUUCAGUUUAUCGGUAGAGACUGCUAAUAAAGUUCGAAAUUUUUUCCGAGCAAAACAUUAGUCAAAUGGAUUAGUGCUUCGUUGGUCAGAUUUGGUUAGAGGUCGACCAAUUUCGACUGAUAUAAGUUUAGGUGUGAUAUGAUGUAAUGUUUAGGUGUGAUAUGAUGUAAUGUUGUUUUAAACUGGUGUAAAUUUACAAAAUAAUAUUUAUUUAGAAAUCUUGAAAAAAAAAAACUUAAAGAAUUUUA